This is a messenger RNA of Durusdinium trenchii, 486 nucleotides long. The record is from the annotation of a GenBank genome assembly. NCBI's taxonomy places the organism in Eukaryota, Dinophyceae, Suessiales, Symbiodiniaceae.
AUGGAAGAGAGAAUCCAAGCUGUUGUCAAACCUUUUGUUCGAAUGAUGAAGAACUUGACGUUGAGGCUUUGUGAUGUCAAGGUCACAGCCCGAAAGGAUGUCCAGACCGCGAUGGGAGAAAUUGUGCCAUUGUUGUUGCGCUUUUGCGAGCAGUACAAGCAUGCGCAGCCUGUUUGCUUUGACCUUAUGAGGGAGCUGAUCAAAGGCGCUACUGGAAGUCCGUUGCUGGAGCCGCACGUGCAAAACUUGGUUCCUCCACUCCUGGUAUCGUUGUCAAUGAUGGAGAACGGUGCUUUGCAGUAUUACCAGUUUCACAUCAGUGCAGCUUCGGAAGAGAAGGGCAAGGAGCUGGAGGCUGCUCGAAUUUCUAACUCUCGCGACAGCGAAUCUAUGAAAUUGAUAAAGCAGCUUAUUCCUUUCAUCAGCAAGGAGGUUGCUGAUGCUCUAGCUCCAAGGCCCAGGUUGGUUUGGGUGAACAUGAUAUGA